UCUUUAGGUCUCUUUGGCCUAGGAAAACUUUUAUUUUUCCCUAACAGCACAUGGUAAAUGGGUAAUUUUCUAUUACAGGAUCUGUUAACAUUCAGGGAUGUGACUGUGGAGUUGUCCCAGGAGGAAUGGGAAUGUCUGGACUCUGCUCAGAGGACUUUGUACAUGGAUGUGAUAUUGGAGAAUUAUAGCAAUCUAGUCUUUGUAGAGAACCAUUGUAUAUGUGGAAAUUGUGAAAAAUUCCUGGAUCAAGGCUCAAAACAUAUUGUUCAUCAUCAUGUGAAUAUCCAAGAGAUUUCUUUGAAAUGUAAUGAGCUGGGCAAAAUGAUUAAUGAAUCCUCCCAAUAUACACCUUAUGACGUGAGUGAUACUGCAGAAAACUAUAAUAAAUUCAGAUGUGGUAGCUACAAGGAUGCUUCUGUUGAGUCAUCAGUCAUAAAAAGACCUAAAAGCGAGGACUCUGGAGAAGAUACUUGCAAAUUUAAAGACUGUAUAAAUUGUUUAAAUUUGUUUCCUAUUAGUCAAAAUCAAAGGAUCCACUCGAGCCUCAGUAUACAUCAGAAAAAUCAUUCUGGAGAGAAACCCCACAAAUGUAAUGCCUGUGGCAAAUGCUUUUAUCACUUGUAUCAGGUUAAAUACCAUUACAAAACCCAUACAGGAGAGAGAUCUUACAAAUGCAGUGAAUGUCACAAACACUUUAGUCAGCUGACACACCUAAGAAGCCAUCAGACAAUUCAUACAGGGGAGAAACAUUACAAAUGUAAUGAAUGUGGCAAAAGCUUUAGCCGAGUAACAUACCUAAGAACCCAUCAGAGAAUUCAUACAGGAGAAAAGCCUUACAAAUGUAGUGAAUGUGACAAAUGCUUCAUCCAGAAAGCUCAACUUACAAUACAUCAGAGAAUUCAUACAGGAGAAAAACCUUACAAAUGUAGCGAAUGCGAGAAAUCGUUUAGUUGCUCAGGUCUUAGAAAACACCAGCGAAUUCAUACAGGAGAGAAACCUUACAAAUGUAGUGAAUGUAAGAAAUCCUUUACCAGUGGCUCAGAUCUUAGAAGACAUCAGAAGAUUCAUACUGGGGAGAAACCAUACAAAUGCAGUGAAUGUGACAAAUGUUUUAUUCAGAAAGUCCAACUUAGAAUACAUCAGAGAAUCCAUUCAGGAGAGGAACCUUACAAAUGCAGGGAAUGUGUCAAAGUCUUUACCCACCUGUCAGGUCUAAGAAAACAUCAGAAAAUUCAUAGUAGGGAAGGAAAGUUUCCAUUAAUACAUAAUAUGGCACAGGCUUAGGGACCAUUGCAGGCUCCCCACUAGAGAAUCAUAAACAUGAGAAGCUUCUGAAAUCCUGUAAGUGAUGUUCAAAUCUUAGAAAACAUCACCAGUUUCUGUUGAGGGAAAAUUAUUCAAAUGUGAUGAUGUAGGAAAAUUUUCAUUAAGACAGUCUCUCUUUUCACCCUCAAAUACUUCAUAAUGUAGACAAAAUGGAAAAGGCUGAAGAAUAUGCUGUUGUGUGACCAUUUCCUGGAGACUGAAAUGUUCCAUCACGAAGGAAAGCCAAUUAAGACAGGAAAUAACCCCCCCCCCCCAGUAACUCAGGAAGUCCCUGAAACUGACAGCAUUUGCAUUGUUUAACUCCCAUGAAGAAACUCAGAUCACUCAUGCGAUUUAGAAAAGGCUUUGACAAACUGAACCACCAAAAUAGGAUGCCCUUCAACUUGUAGACAUGCCUGUGGGUGUAUAGUGUGCUCCAGGUAUCCAAUAUUCAUAAGUUGUAUUCCAUGCUGGGUUUUCAUUUCUUAUGGCACCUGUCUUUGAUUCUCUUUUGUGAGCACCUUUCCCAUAUUUCUGUGAGUAUCCCCAAUAAAGCUCAUUGGUUUGUUCAACAA
Molecule: messenger RNA, 1880 nt
Organism: Phodopus roborovskii (desert hamster)
Lineage: Eukaryota; Metazoa; Chordata; Mammalia; Rodentia; Cricetidae
Product: zinc finger protein 664-like
Biological process (GO): regulation of DNA-templated transcription
Source: RefSeq, a predicted model, not a curated record